Molecule: messenger RNA, 2052 nt
Organism: Carya illinoinensis
Lineage: Eukaryota; Viridiplantae; Streptophyta; Magnoliopsida; Fagales; Juglandaceae
Product: squamosa promoter-binding-like protein 6
Exons: 5
Coding region: 211-1806 (531 amino acids)
Cellular component (GO): nucleus
Molecular function (GO): DNA binding
Source: RefSeq, a predicted model, not a curated record
CUCUCAAAAGCUACAAAGACCUCGACAUGCUUUUGGACAGAGUGAGAGUAGUGGAAAUCAUGUUGACUCGUAGUGUAUCUGCUUCGACCUCACCACAAACCUGAAAAACCACACACACACUCUCUCUCUCUCUCUCUCUCUCUCUCUCUCACUGUUCAUUCUGGCAUUUACAUCAUUGCAUAAUUUCUGCGGGUUUGAUUAUUUUCUGUGAUGGAGCCUUGGAGUUACACAUCAGAAGGGAAAGGCCUUUUGUUUCCUGAUGAAAUAGAUUUACAAGUUGAUGCUUUUGCUAGAAGCAAAAAACCAUUAAUGGAAUGGGAUAAUAAACCCAAUUUUAGUUUUGAAAGCAACGGGCUUGUAUCUGAUAGAGAAGCGGUUGAGAGCAUGGAUUUUGUCGAAUUGGGAUUCCCUGACUUUGUGAGAAAACCAUUUCAUGGUAACCAAGGAUUAGAGAUGUUCAGUGGUGAGGUUGGCAGCAGUUCUAGUCAAAGAGCAGUUUCCCCAUCGUGUAUUAUUACCUCAAAUUCAUGCUUUGAAGAAGUGGCUUCUGAAGAAAAGCUUUCAAGUUCAGGCAUGGAAACUAACAACCAAGAUUUAUCACUUAUUGAUUUGAAGCUAGGGAGAUUGGCUGAUUGCAAAGGUGCAGAGAGCAGCAAGCUUUUUAAACACAGACCGGUUUUGUCAUCUGAACCACCAUCCUUGCUGACAAAGCGAGCACGCAAAGCAAAUUCACACUCUCAGGCUGCCUUCUGCCAAGUCCAUGGUUGUAACAAGGAUUUGAGCUCCUCAAAGGAUUACCACAAAAGGCAUAAAGUUUGCGAUGUUCACUCCAAGACUACCAAAGUUAUUGUUAACGGCAUUGAACAAAGGUUUUGUCAACAGUGUAGCAGGUUUCAUUUGCUGGCUGAAUUUGAUGAAGGGAAGCGAAGUUGUCGUAAACGCUUAGCAGGCCAUAAUGAACGUCGAAGGAAGCCUCAGUUAGAUACCCUUUCUGGUAAACAUAAGCUGCUUCAAUCAUAUCAAGACACUAGAUAUCUGGGGACUUCCUUCCCAAAGAGAACACCCUUUGUUUUCCCUGACAUUUUUCGACCUGGCAUUGUUCAUCCAGGAAAAUCUGAUCAAGCUAAUUGGUUUACUCAUAUCAAGUUAGAAGGGGAGUCAUUUUACAGUCCUCAAUCGGCAAUACCUCUCGCAAAUGGGCAGUUGAUCCCAAAAUCUUUCCUUCAUCUGCAUGACAUUGGGAAACAACAUUGUUUGGGAGUGCCUUCAGCAGGAACUGAAAACUGUGAUGUUACUGUUUCAACAAUUCAGGAACUAUCUGGGGCCUCGAUCUCCAGUCGUGCUCUCUCUCUUCUGUCAGCCCAAUCACAGGGCUUGUCAAGUCAUUUGACAGGAAUUCCAAUGGCUAGCCCCCAGAUUAUGCAAGGUGACGCUGCCCAUCAUGUUGGUGUUCAAAUUUUUGAGAAGCCGUUAAGGGCAAGCUCUAUGGAACAAUAUGGACCAAGUGGACUCUAUUCACAUGGGCUGAACUCCAUGGACGUUGGUAAGAUGGGAUCCAUAAUGUUUUCUGAUGCUAGUCAUGCUGCUGAUUUUCAAGUCUGUACUGAAGGGGGUUUUCAAGAUUCGGGUAUGCUGAAUGCUAAGUAUUGUCCAUCUCCUGAACAUGGAUCCACAGUUGAUUGGCUCCAAUUGUCAUCACAUCUUCAAAGAGUGGAACGACAGAAAAAUUCCAUUCAAGUAAAGCAAGAAAAUGAGGACUCAUGCUAUUUCCCAACCUUUAGAGUGUUAUGCAAUCAACAAGGUUAAGGGGAGGCAGUUUAGGACAUGCUGCAAAUGAUUCAAUAACUUCAUUUGUGCUGUUUCAAUGGAUCAUAGAAAAUUUGGAUACCGUAAGUUGGAGCAUUCCUACUUUAAAAAGGUAAAUAAGAAUGAUUUGCGGCUUUCUCUACUGUAAAGUAAUGCAAGUUUGCAUCUGUAAGUCCUUCUAAGAACCUUUAUUCCCUUUGUUUCUACAAACAUUAUGCUAAUCCAAGGAUUUUAGCUAUUGAUGAA